AUGCUGUCAAUGCAAUGGACUUCGUUGCUAGUUUUGGCUUGCGUCGAUUUAGUAUUCUCCCAAUGGCCCAGGGUUCCUGAUCCUCUCCCAUUGAUCACACCUCCCGAUGUGGUUAAUAUACUUUUUCAAGAUUCAGACGCCGCUCCUGGAGAUCUAGUCGGCUCUGUGAUUGCUGCUGACUCGACGGCUGCAACAUUUCUCAUAAACUGUGCCACGAUAUCAUCUUGUGGUUAUGCUGCCUGGGACAAUCCGAUAAUCAUCACUCAAGGACUCAGCACCAUGCAUUGGUCAUACGCAGAUCCAGCAUCAGAAACCGAUGGACUUACAUUGUCUGAGAGAUGUACUUUCAAUGGUACUACAGCAAGUACAGCGAUCUGCACGAACUCGUUCAACAAUGAUUAUACAGAUGCAAUAACGACGCUUGGUUUGGAUCAAUAUGGAAGUUACAUCGACUACCAAGCUAGUUUGUUCGGUCCACCUCCUUUUAUACCUGUCAAGAUUACUGCUGGAUUGGCCUCAUUGAGCGUUUUCGAAGCAGCAGCAACAAACACUGGGGCGGUAUCGACGAAUGCGAGCGGGAGUUCGACCCAAGCAACUACGAGCCCGACGAUUACUUCGUUGGCGAAAUCGGAUAGCACGGCUGCGAGUAGCUCUGUCUCCUCAAUUGCUGGCCGCUGGGUAACACUACGACGAAGGGAAAUCCAGCAGGGAGUCUGA
Mollisia scopiformis is the source of this 717-nucleotide messenger RNA. RefSeq lists its product as uncharacterized. The record is from RefSeq and is a predicted model, not a curated record. NCBI's taxonomy places the organism in Eukaryota, Fungi, Ascomycota, Leotiomycetes, Helotiales, Mollisiaceae. The transcript has 4 exons. Bases 1 to 717 code for a protein of 238 amino acids.